Molecule: messenger RNA, 2266 nt
Organism: Osmia lignaria (orchard mason bee)
Lineage: Eukaryota; Metazoa; Arthropoda; Insecta; Hymenoptera; Megachilidae
Source: RefSeq, a predicted model, not a curated record
GCUAGGGGUGGGUAUCCUUUGAAAGGGUGGUAGCUGGGAUAAUUUUGAAUAACUUUUUCUUUUACCAAAAUGCUUGUUAAGGCUUAAUUUUUGAAUUAUUAAUGAAAAAUGCCGCACAAUCAGAGCGCGCAUAGUGCGCAGGCCCAGCCGUAGGAGUGUCGGCUACGAGCCGACGUGACGAGCCGAAUAGUUUGGUUCAGUUUGGUUGCGACUAUGGUCGAGUACGGUACUUAUGUGUCUGAAUCUGCGCGUUACAUGCGUCGAUUGUUCAGUGCUUUUUUAUUAAUAAUUAACGACUAAAUGACCAAUAAUGCAAAGUCACGGCAACCGCAGAUUACUUCAAUAUAACACCGAUACCAGAUGAAGGCUUCAUUAUGAAACAUUUGGUGGCGUCACACGCUCGACGUGUUGUGCGACAAUAUGGAUAACACGAAAAAGAUAUUUUCCAAGCCGAUUGAAAAUAUUGCAGAAGAGUAUCAAUUGACGAUCAGAUUGUUAGAACUGUUAAGAAACACGAAGUACGAAUUAGUGCAAGAAAAUGGACAACGUCGUUUAACCGCGCCUGAGAUCGUUCGCGGAGAAAAGCAACGUGUCAAAGGUGCAGAGAUCUUUCUCGGUCGUCUUCCACGUGAUUGUUACGAGGAUGAAUUAAUGCCCGUGCUUGAAAAGGUUGGUCGUUUGAUGGAGUUACGAUUGAUGCUCGAUUUUGCUGGUACAACCCGCGGAUACGCGUUCGCGUUGUUCGAAAAUUCAAAAAUUGCGAGGAACGCGUGCGCUAAACUUGACGGUUAUGAAAUCAGACCCGGCCACCAUAUCGGCGUCGUUAAAUCCAUCGACAACUGUCGGCUCUUUUUCGGUGGAGUGCCGAAAAACAAAAGCAAAGAAGAAUUUAUGACAGAACUUAAUAAGAUCCUCGAGGGUAUCACGGAUAUCUAUCUGUAUCCAUGUGCACGUGACAAGUCGUUGAACCGCGGUUUCAUCUUCGUCGAAUUCAAAGAUCACAGAACCGCCGCCAUGGCUAGACGAAAAUUAAUACCUGGAAGAGUGAUGUUGUGGGAUCAUGAAAUUGCGGUUGAUUGGGCCGAUCCGGAACCUGGAGAUCCUAUUGACGAAGAAGUUAUGGAAAACGUAACCGCUCUUUUUGUACGAAAUUUGAGUUUGGAUACGCCACAACAGAAAGUUCGAGACACGUUUCAAAAACAUACAAAAAUUCCAAUAUUAAAAUUAAAAAAAAUUAAUCAUUUCGCAUUCAUACAUUAUGAAAACCGGCAAGCAGCACAGAUCGUAAUGGACAUUAUGACGAGACCCAAUAGUAUCGCUGAAACAGAAGGCUGGGAAAUACGUUGGGCGAAACCAAUCGGAGCGACUAAAGUUCUGGAAAGACAACGAUGUAUCGACGAAGCAGUGGCAAGAACGAAUUCGCAAAAAUUAAAUCAGAAUCGGAGUAAACGCAUGUUGGAGAAAAAAUCGAACGCUAAACCCAACGUGGAUCUAAAUGACAAUGAGGUCACUGAUACGACGUCGAUAUACAUGAAUGUUUUACAAAAUUUUAUCAAAGAAAGGUUUAACGCUUUCUGUUCUUUUGACUGUUUACACGUGGGGAACACGAUAGGUUAUGCGUGCAAAAUAACUAUUUUUCAAGGCUCCCUUAUUUUAUUCGAAUAUCACGGAGAAUUGAUGCCGACCAAACAGAGCGCAAUAGCUAUUGCAUGUACAAAGAUGCACCAACUGGUCACCACUAGCUUAAAUUCUUCUGUGUUACAGGGCAAUGAACAAUAUUACAUGAAUCAAACAAUAGGGAUUAAUCCUGUGGUUGGGUCACCAGUUAACUGGCACAAUAAUACACAAUAUAAUUAGAUACAAUUUUUUUUUUAAGAUGAAUUUUUGAAUUCGACCAACCAAAGAUUAAUAAUAAUUAUUUACAACGUAGAGAUCCGAGAGCAUGAUAAAACGAACGUAGAGAAUAUUUUUAGAAAUUUAAUAAAAUGAAAUUAAUAUUUUAAAGGAAAUAUUCGUACACUCAAAAUAAAAGAUUUUAAUUAAAUUUUAAAAAUGAAUUUUAUAAUAUUUCACUAAUUGUGAUUAAAAACCACAUGUUUAAAAAUCGUAGUAAUGGAAUGUCAGGUUAUACUUUAAAUAAUGAAAUGAAAUUUUAACUGAAAUGUUUAUAAAAGAAAAAAAUGGAUUGUUCAUGAAUAUUGAAUUUAGAAAAUCUGAUAAUCGCAGGUUCUCUACGUUAAACGACAUAGUUUAAGCGUUAUUUUAA